AUGGGGCCUUUGGAGCAGCACGCAAUCACACUUCAAAUGAGGCGAAUCAUUACUCACUUUCUGGGUGAUAUUUCUUUCGAUAUCAGCACGCUCCGAGGAAUUGCAGACAACUUGAACCAGGGUCAGGAUCUGACCCAAGAACGGUUGGAUACUGAUUCGAUUGUUUCACACGAUGACACCUCGACCAAUGACUACUCUAUCGACCCUCUUUCCGCCAGUACAAUGCAUUACUCUGGGGAGUUGUCUCAUUGGAAUUUUUCCAGAAUGCUCGAACGGCGACUACGAAGUCUCGGGGACAGGACAGGGCAAAAGAGUGUUGACCAUACCGAAGGCUUCUUUCGAGCUACGGAUCUGCAAUCGUCUGGCUCUUGCGUCGCGCUUGCGAAAUCAUAUUUCCCCCCAAGGAAUAUCGCCGAUUUCUUGACCAGUGCGUUUUUGAAAUUUAGCCAAACCAAUUACUUUUACUUCCACGAGGCAAGGUUUCGCGAGAAACUGGAUUAUUACUAUGCAGCUGAGCAUGUGCUGUCUAUCAAUGAUUCCGGUUGGAUAUGUACUCUUCUCAUGACUUUCGCAAUUGGCACACAGUUUGCCCAUAUGGAGACCAAAUCGACAUCCGCUGGCGCCUCUGCAACAGAAAAUACCCCUGAUGAUCAGGUUGGAUUGGAGCUCUAUCGGUUUUCAUGUCGACUCAUUCCGGAUCUCAUCACAGUUGCAAGUGUGGAGACUGUCCAGGCAUUCUUACUCCUGGGUGUGUACACUUUGCCCAUUGACGCAUCUGGAUUGGCGUACAUAUACUACGGCCUGGCAAUCAAAAUGGCGGUUCAAAAUGGCAUGCACCGCAAGCUGCUAGCAGGCAACGUGAGCGCGGAGAUUAUUGAAGUGCGAAAUCGACUCUGGUGGUCUGCAUAUUCGCUGGAAAGUCGCAUCGGCAUUCUACAUGGCCGCCCUAUAUCAGUUUCUCCCACCGAAAUCGAUGCUCCCAUGCCUGUGGAUCUGCCGGCUCUACGUCCGAUUGAUCAGUUGAGCAAUCUACCCAACUUCACCGCCGCAAUCCAUUUGACGAACCACCUAGCAAAGGCAUCAGAAGUGAUGAGCUCUUUGAGGCGUUGUCAGAGAGACAGGAAAAAUAAUCAUCUUCGGCAACUUGCCGCCACCCGCGAUCGACUAAGCUCGUGGUGGAACGGUCUUCCCACUGAUACUCAUUGUCGCGAUCUCACUCCUAGCGGGCCCUUAUUCCGUUGCAAUAUGCAUCUUGAAAUUAUGUACACAACAACACUGAUAUACAUGGGCCGCCCUUUCAUCCUAUCUCAGGCGUCGGGGUCGCCCACCCCACAGUCUGCUUCACCAGUUCAUGAAAUCCCAGAUAUUGUGAACACUCUUCGCCGUGACUCACUUAAUGCAGCACUCAGAGUCAUCGAGCUGUGUCAGCUUCUACAAGAGUCUGUCGGCCUCGCGCGUGUCUCAUAUACCGAAUUCAAUGGGUGUCGCGUUGCUUUAUUGGCCCUUAUUGCCCAUAGCAUCCACGAACCAACAAGCACAAUAUCCAGUGCAUUGUCCCAAGGAAUGAGGUUUAUCCGCCAAGGUUGCGCCGGGCUGGAAUCUGCGCGAUCUGAAGUAUCUGUCAUCGAAGCACUUGAACGGGCAAGACAACGACUGCACAGUCAAAAAGUGACCGAGCAGAGAGGCACGACAGAUGAUUCAGCCAACUAUGAUCAGUUUAAAGAAUGGGCGAAGCUUUGGCGAGGCGAUCUAUUGGAUGGUAGUCACGUUCCCGUCACGAUUAAUCUGGACCCGCCGUUCGAUGAGCAUUCUUCAAACUCUGUUCCUUCUUUUGAUGGAUUUUUCUCGUCUUUUCCCACUGAACUGGGUGAGUUUGCCGCCAUCCCGGGGCUCAAUUACGAUUUAUCACUUGCCCAGGACUGGUUGGGUGGCCCUGAACCUGAAGGUUCUGAAUGGAUCAUGGAUCAAGCACUAUGA
Molecule: messenger RNA, 1977 nt
Organism: Penicillium robsamsonii
Lineage: Eukaryota; Fungi; Ascomycota; Eurotiomycetes; Eurotiales; Aspergillaceae
Product: fungal specific transcription factor domain-containing protein
Exons: 4
Coding region: 1-1977 (658 amino acids)
Biological process (GO): DNA-templated transcription
Molecular function (GO): DNA binding; zinc ion binding
Source: RefSeq, a predicted model, not a curated record